Molecule: messenger RNA, 295 nt
Organism: Staurois parvus
Lineage: Eukaryota; Metazoa; Chordata; Amphibia; Anura; Ranidae
Source: the annotation of a GenBank genome assembly
CCAUACCAGCACCCUUAUCACCGCCAUACACCAUACUAGCAUCCUGAUCACCGCCAUACCAGCAUCCUGAUCACCCCAUAUGCCGUACCAGCAUCCUGAUCACCACUAUUCCCCAUACCAGCAUCCUGAUCACCUCAUAUGCCAUACCAGCAUCCUGAUCACCUCCAUACCUCAUACCAGCGUCCUGAUCACCACCAUACCUCAUACCAGCGUGCUGAUCACCGCGAUACCCCAUACCAGCAUCCUGAUCACCACCAUAUCUCAUACUAGCGUCCUGAUCACCACCAUACCUCAU